GUGGCGGAGCGGGCGCGGCAGGGGGAGACGAGCCGGGCUGGGGCGGGGGAAAGGCGAGCCCGGAGUCCCGGCGCGCCUCCUGGCUGCGCGCAGAGCCAGCGGGAUCGGGUCCGAGUCCACGCUGUGCCCAGGAAAGCCGUGCCCGGGAGCCACCGCCACUUCACGGACGCGAGCGAGCGUGGUCCGCGCCCCGAGGGCUCUGCCGGGAGUUUCCAGGAUGAGAAGCUCAAACCUGUGUUUCCGAUGCUGGAAGAGCCAGAACAAGCAGCACCUGACAACCUCGGAGUGAAGCCGGCGGGGAGGAGAUGAUUUCAAGAUGUAGAAUUCUUAUGUCUGAAGCAUCCCAAAUGAAAUUGAAGCAUCUACACUGAAAUCGUUUCACACUGUGGAAUUGAGAAAUUCUUCUGGAAAGUCACAUCAUGAGCUUCUUUAGGCUUCUAAAUUGUCCAGUUGAUUUUUAAUCAUUUAAGACUUUUUGGAUGGUAGGAGUUUGACCACAGCUGACAGUGCUCAGGGAUCACUUUUGGCAGUGUUGGGGGACCUUAUGUGAUAGCAGCUUUCAAAUGGGUUAUGAGAAGAGUCUCAGAAGAGAACAGUUGAAGUGACUUCCAUAAGCAUGAACCCAACAAGUAAAACAGGUGUGAUCAGCAGAACAGAAUGCAGCUUUCAAGAGGCUGAAUCAGAAGAUAUUCCCACCAGUAGGGAAUGAAGGUUCAUUUCAAGCUGUUGGCUUGUGGGACUCUGAGAGAUGCUGCUGUCCAUAACAUGUUGGAAUUAUCAUGAUCAACUACCCAGUUUGGAUUCCAUUCAAUGGUCAAGAGCUUUGCAUGGUAGACACCAAGAGCUGGAUUUUUAAACAGAGUAAACCAGGCUCCUGACCAAGAUAUAGACUAAGAGGUGGAGUCAUGCUUCACACGGCCAUAUCAUGUUGGCAGCCAUACCUGGGUCUGGCUGUGGUGUUAGUCUUCAUGGGAUCCACCAUUGGCUGCCCUGCUCGCUGCGAAUGUUCUGCCCAGAACAAAUCCGUUAGCUGCCACCGAAGGCGGUUGAUUGCUAUCCCAGAGGGCAUUCCUAUAGAGACCAAAAUAUUGGACCUCAGCAAAAACAGACUGAAGAGUGUGAACCCUGAAGAGUUCAUAUCCUAUCCUCUACUCGAGGAGAUAGACCUGAGUGACAACAUCAUCGCCAAUGUAGAACCAGGAGCAUUUAACAAUCUCUUUAAUCUUCGGUCCCUACGACUAAAGGGCAAUCGCCUGAAGUUGGUCCCAUUGGGGGUAUUCACGGGGCUAUCCAACCUCACCAAGCUUGACAUUAGUGAGAAUAAGAUUGUCAUAUUGCUGGACUACAUGUUCCAGGAUCUGCAUAACCUAAAGUCUCUAGAAGUGGGGGACAAUGAUUUGGUUUAUAUAUCACACAGGGCCUUCAGUGGGCUGCUGAGCUUGGAGCAGCUCACCCUGGAGAAAUGCAACCUAACAGCCGUACCAACAGAAGCCCUUUCUCACCUCCGCAGCCUCAUCAGCCUGCAUCUGAAGCAUCUCAAUAUCAACAAUAUGCCCGUGUAUGCCUUUAAGAGACUGUUCCACCUGAAACACCUAGAGAUUGACUAUUGGCCUUUACUAGAUAUGAUGCCUGCCAAUAGCCUUUACGGUCUCAACCUAACAUCUCUCUCCAUCACCAACACCAACCUGUCCACCGUGCCCUUCCUUGCCUUCAAACACCUGGUGUAUCUCACCCACCUGAACCUCUCCUACAACCCCAUCAGCACUAUCGAAGCAGGCAUGUUCUCUGACCUGAUCCGCCUGCAGGAGCUUCACAUCGUGGGGGCCCAGCUCCGUACCAUUGAGCCUCACUCCUUCCAAGGGCUCCGUUUCCUUCGAGUGCUCAAUGUGUCCCAGAAUCUACUGGAAACUCUGGAAGAGAAUGUCUUCUCCUCCCCUAGGGCUUUGGAGGUCCUGAGCAUUAAUAACAACCCUCUGGCCUGUGACUGCCGUCUCCUCUGGAUCCUGCAGCGGCACCCCACUCUGCAGUUCGGGGGCCAACAACCCAUGUGUGCCGGCCCAGACACCAUCCGUGAAAGAUCGUUCAAGGAUUUCCAUAGCACCGCCCUGUCUUUUUACUUCACCUGCAAAAAACCCAAAAUCCGUGAAAAGAAACUGCAGCAUCUGCUGGUGGAUGAAGGACAAACAGUCCAGCUGGAAUGCAAUGCGGAUGGAGACCCCCAACCUGUGAUAUCCUGGGUGACACCUCGGAGGCGUUUUAUCACCACCAAGUCCAAUGGAAGAGCUACGGUGCUGGGCGAUGGCACCUUGGAAAUCCGCUUCGUUCAAGAUCAAGACAGUGGGAUGUACAUUUGCAUCGCCAGCAACGCUGCUGGAAACGACACCUACACGGCCUCCUUAACUGUGAAAGGAUUCACUUCCGACCGCUUCCUUUACGCCAACAGGACCCCUAUGUACAUGACCGACUCCAAUGACACCACUUCCAAUGGCACGAAUGCCAAUACCUUUUCCCUGGACCUUAAAACAAUACUGGUGUCGACAGCCAUGGGCUGUUUCACAUUCCUGGGAGUGGUUUUAUUUUGUUUUCUCCUCCUUUUUGUGUGGAGCCGAGGGAAAGGCAAGCACAAAAACAGCAUUGACCUUGAGUACGUGCCGCGAAAGAACAACGGUGCUGUUGUGGAAGGGGAGGUGGCUGGACCCAGGAGGUUCAACAUGAAAAUGAUCUGAGGGUCUACCACUCAGAGGAUGGUUUCUGUGUCACGGUGGGUAACCAUCAAGACAGUCUGGCGCAGUGAAUUGCAAGUGAAAAGGCAGCUUGGAGAAGCUGCCCCUGUGUCAAAGCAGGGUCCUUGGAAACAGGAGGACUUCUUAUGGAGACUCUCCACCUAGAGGCAGGCAGACAUGUGUCAGAGCGCUCCACACAGUGGGAUACUAAUUGUUUGCAUUGCAAAUAUUGGCAUUCUGGGGAUCUCAGUAAUGAACCUGAACCUUUGGCUCAUGCUCAUGGACAAUUAUUCAACAUUUUCUACCACUGCAAAAACAAAAGAAAAUAUAAAAAGAACAACCUACAAUGUAGGAUUUACAUAUUUAAAAAGACACAUUUGUCUAAAACAUACUCUACAGAAAAAUUUAUAUCUAUGAUUAUCAUUUGUUAAAAGCCUUGCAUCAUACCAUGUUGAUUCAGUAUCACACACCCCCCAAAAUAUAUCCUUUCCUUUUUUUUUUAAACAUAUAUGCUGUAUAUGUUUUAAAGCAAUAUGAAUGAGAGGUUGUGCUUUUAGUUACUCACCAAUAUAGAUCCAAGUGUGAUUUCACCUUCCUUUGCAUACAAUAACCUUGAGUCUAGAUCCCUGGAGUUUUGGGCAGAGACAUGUUGAAAGAUGCAAUUGUCUGAUGUAGGAUGCCAAGAAAAAGGACCCAAGGCAAAACUGCUCUACUCUGUUAACUUCUGUUACUAUAAAUAAAGGCAUGUGCCUAGUUUUGAUACAGAAUGGAAUAUUUUUUAUACUUGUGAUAUCACAUUGGACCAGUUUACUGUAACAAAGCCCUUGGUUUCUCCAGAAGGUGGGUGUGCCACUGGUAGUACCUGAAAAAUGCAAGGUAGGUGUUAAUAAUGAAAGUGGUUCAUUUAUCAAGAACUUGAUUUUCUUUUUACCAGUUGUGAAUAAUGGUUUCAUAGAAAACGGAAGAAGCUAUACUUGUUAUAAAUGCAUAUAGGGUAAUAUUCACCUUGUUGUCAAGAUCAAGAAGUCAGAUAUUUAAACAUUUUCUGGAUAAAAACAAUUCUUCUUAGAUGCUAACACAAACCAGGGUGAUUCAUGCACAACAUGAUGUUAAUGUGACUAAGGACCUGUUUAAAAUUUGAUAAAAGUUGAUGGCUGAAUUGUUGCCAAAGGAAAGAUCCAGCUACUGCCACUCUGAUGUUGUCUGUUCAGCACUGAACACACAGUAUUAGCCUGAAGGGGCUACUUUAGAGUUUCUCCCUACUUUCUUACCAAAUAAACAUUGGCUGUUUUUGUUCAUUUAUCUUGUUUAGACAACCUGCAUCUGUCUUGCUUUUAAAGAGGUGAAGAGAAACAAAGUGGAAAAGGCUGACAUUUUUUUCUCUCCAGUGAGGAAAAAGAUUACCCCCUAUAAUUUGCAAAUUGUGCAGACACGUUUAUCCUUCUGAAACUAGAAUAUUUUCCCAAUUCAACUUAUACUAAUUAUUGUUAUUCAAAAGAUUAUAGUUUUAUGGGCCAAAGAGAUAGUAAAGCCCUUAGGGCAGUUGUCUGGCAUGAGGCCAAUGGGGUUCAGUACCCACCACCACAUAAGGUCCUCUGAGCACAGAGCCAAGAGAAAACCUUGAGCACAGCUGGGUGUGGGCCAAAAACUAAUUAUAGUUUUAAAAAGUGGCAUCAUGCCCUUCCCACCACUGAUCUGGUCAAAUGAAAUAAUUUCAUUUAACUAAAUGUUGAAGGAAUUGUUUUCAAAGCAUAUAAAGUAUUGACUAAAGAGCGUAUUUACUCGACACCCAUAUUCACUCUUACUGUGAUAUAUUUAAUCAGCACACAAACAGAAGUUUCAGUACUUUCCACAUUUCAAGUGAUAUCUGAAAUAAGCCCUCUCAUUUGGAGGACAUGAAUGUUGGAACAGAAAGAUUCAAGCAUUUGUCUUUUGACAAGAUAUGCAUAAAGCUCACCCUUCUUUUACUCUUUUACUCUUUUAAGAACUUCAAUAAAAUUUAAUUUAUCCCAAUAGAAAACUUGAUGGUCCAGAAUUUUUUUUAAAUUAACUAGCAGCAUAAUAAUAACCCAUUAAUAGGGAAUAGAAAGUGAAAUGAAAAGGUUGAAAAACUGUCUAUUUGACUCUUGCAAUGAUUAUCAUAGAUGUUUUAGAAAUUAAUUUCUCAUGUGUAGCCUUCACCUUAUUUAUACCUAACAAUACAAAACAAGACCUGCUUUACAUACUUUUUAUCACAAUUCCAAUUUGUGCACAAAUGCAAUGGGGUCUUUCAAAUUUCAGAAAUAACACCAGGUUCUUCUAAUUUAAAGAAGAAAAAGAAAGUUAAAGUGAAGUCUCCAAAAAGUUUACAGUAGAUAGAUUGUCUUAAUUUUGCAACAUCAUAAGCAGGUAGGAUUAUCUAACACAAAUAUAAAAGAAAAAUAGAGCAAUAAAUAAAAGGGCUUUCUAUUUCCAACUACUUAUGUUUAAUUUCUUUCAAAAUAAAAAUUUACCAAAAACAAAUCAGUUAUAUGAAAUUAAAGUUAUCUCACCCAUGAAAAGUUUUAUUUCCAAAUUUCAGUUUUUAUUCCAUUAGCAGAUUGUACUUAAGGGGUUGCCAUAUCCUGGUUCACAGAACAAUAGUUAUUUAAGCAUUCAUCUCAGAAAGGAAUGGAGUCCCAAAGAGUAGUAAAUUCAACAAAAUGCUGAUUUACAUAACCAGGUUUUGAAGUUCACAAUCUGAGCCUAAUAAAUCAGAAAAAUCCUGUAAGCAAAAACCCUAUUUAAUGUUUACCGUGGUGUUUCUCUUACAUUUUUGCUUGUUUCUCUUGCUUAUUUGAGCAUGUAGCAUGUUUUUUCAUAAUGUUACUGCUGAUAGCUUUAAAAACCAGUGUUCCAUAGACCAACUUAGUCAAAAUGUUAUAAAAUAGCACUCUUCUAAGACUCAGUGUUUUGAGAAGAGAUUCAUGAUUCUUCUGAAACAUCCUCAACUCAAUGUACUUAAUAAGAAAUAGUAAAGCCACUAUUUCACUUGGAGUUCUAUAGAUUACAAGAUAUUUACCCACCAUUUUAAGUGAAUACAUUAAAAAUAUAGUGACCAAGUAUUUGGGGAGAAUUUUCACCUUUUUAUGGGAAAUAGCACAGUAAUGGACUUACAGGUAAUUUAAUGGCAUUUUUUUUAUAUUCUAUCAGUAUAGAUCUCAUGUUUCACUGUAUCUCAUCUCUGGAACUAUAAAUUAAUUUUUCAUAAUGGAAUUUUUUAUUUAUGGCUUUAGGUUACCUCUUGAUUAGAUCAAGCCAGAUCAUGGUAUAGAAUAACAACUUAUACUAGCACAUAGGCCAAAUCUACCCUUACUAGUCAUCUCUAAGACAUCUUUUUCCAAAAUGAUUUUUCUCAAAUCAUCUUAAAAGAAAAUACAAUUGUUUGGCCAAGAAUUGUGUGUUGACCAGGUCACUGAAUGUGUACAUUAAAACUUUUCAGAUAAACAUUUAUUCUUUCAAUGCACUAAAUCUUGCAAAAGGUUUUAGUUGACUAAAAUGCUAAUUAUCUCAGUUCAUCCAUUUCUGUAAAUACCUGAAAUGUAUAUUGUUAGAGAAUAACUCACCAUAAGAUGUGCCCUAGUAUGUUCCUGGCAAGAACUUCAACUUUUCUAAAUUCUUUUAUUACUCACUUCGUAAAACUUGAUUUGCAUUAAAUUUAUAAUUAAGAGCUUUAUUAAUAUUCUCAACAAUUGAACAUGUACCUGAUAAUUUUCAAGGACUUUUUGUCAGAAAUUCAAUUUUGUUUAUUCCCCAGAAAUUUUUCUGAUUACCAAUAACUCUAGCAAUACAGAGGCAUUCGAAUCUGCCCUACAGUUAUUAAGUUGGAUAGUUUAUUAUUAUUUUCUGUCAAAUAUUAUAUUUUCCCCAGUAUUCAGGGCCUAGAAGUUACACUCAAUACUUUAAAAAAAAAAGAAUUUUUCCACCUUCAAGGAAUAUUUUCCCUAUAACUCAAGUAGGAACAAAUACAUUUAUGUAUUAGAAGAUACAAAAAUAAGUAUGUGAUCUUGAAGUAUAAUCACUGAGCAGGGUUCCGUGUAGAUUAAUUUACUCUUCUAGUGUCUCCCUUCAUCUCUAUGUUGAGACAUCAGUUUCACUUCAGGGAUUGUGCUUAGAAGCUAUCCAACAACACUGAAUAUUUCUUGCAAUUUUCUAGGAAAGUAUAAACAUAUUUUCAGUUUAGAAAGCUGGUAUGCAACAAAAAUACAUAUCAAAAGCUUAAAGAAUGGUUGGGAGAAGAUACUUGGAUUCAUUUUAAUCAUAUUUUCUUUAUUACUGAGUUUUAUAGUUAUUCCCAGGAAAAAUGAGAAAGUAUACCCUUCUUUAAUUGUCAUGAGCAUCCUUUUUAAUUCCUAUUCCCUAUGUCCUGACACCUUUAUGUAUCAUAUAUAAACAAUUUCAAAUGGAUUUUGUGGCACAUAAACCUAGUAAUAAAACCUUUGGGCCAAAGCCAUUCAUUCUUAGUUGUACUUAGUUUCUAAAAGAUGUAUCAUCUUUAUCACUGGGACUCAGGUCCUAGAAUCUAUUACAUCAUGUGCCUGUUUAGUUCAAUGACUUUUGACCUUUGGUUUUAUAAACUCAUUUCAAAUGAAAUCCACAUUAAUUUCUGACUGAGGAGUUUUGGACUUAUUUUGUUUGUUCUGUGUGAAAAACCUUGAGUAGUGAAGUAACCUGUACUUCACAUGUUAAUUUUAGAACUACAUGAUCCAGUUAGACAACAAAGGGACUUUCUUCUACUUUCUUCGGCAAACAUUUACCUACACUCAAAACCACUCCCCUUUACAACUAUAAAAGAUAUUCCCCAAGAGACUUUUCUCAUUCUCACUCCAGCAAAAGUAUGAACACAUGGAAAGGACAGUUCUACAGUGCAAGUGUUCAAAAUCAAAAUGACAGCUGACUUGUGAUGAUAGUUAUCUGAAUUGCCUAAUGAAAACUAGGACAAAAGGACAUCUUGACUUGCAAAAUUUCCCUAACUUGACCACAUUUUCAAACAACUAUUAAUGGCAAGUUUUCAAAUCUUAUUCAUUUGUCUGUAGCACUGUACUGUAGCACUGUCAUCCCAUUGUUCAUCGAUUUGCUUGAGCAGGCACCAGUAAAGUCUCCAUUGUGGGACUUGUUACUGUUUUUGGCAUAUAGAACACACCAUGGGUAGCUUGCCAGGCUCUGCCAAGCUCGGCCAUGCGGGCGGGAUACUCUCGGUAGCUUGUCGGGCUCUCUGAGAGGGACAGAGGAAUCAAAUCUGAGUCAGCUGCAUGUGAGGCAAACUCCCUACCCGCUGUGCUAUGGCUUCAGUCCAUUUGUCUAGGGAGCUGUGAAUGUAGCUGCAAGUUUUCAAUUAAAAAUGUCAAAAAACAGAAACUGCUCAUCUAAUGUGAGCUCUUCAAGAGGUUGCUUAGAAUAAAACAAUUGCAGGGAAAAGACAAGUUAGUAACAAAUUUUUUAAUGUUAAUUUUUUGGUAAUAAAUCUGGAGCUAAUGGUAUUUCUCUUUCAAAAUAUGGAAAUCUGAGCAAGAGAAGGUUACCUGUGCACCCAGAUUUCCCUUCAAUUGCAACGUCUCUUCUCUCUCCCUUUACCCCCAUAUUCUGGGACUACAAUGUGAGUUACAGCCCUGGAAAAUGGAAAGACAAAGCAGGGAAAAGCAGGAACUGCCAAUUCCCCAAAGAGCCCACAGAGAAGAAAAUGGCCAUAUUCUUCCACAUUCCUUCUCCAUUUCCUGGAAUCACAAUUGAAAUGGCUGCCCUUUCUUCAGUUUAUUUUCCCACUGUCAUGUCCCAGAUACACCAUACCUCACCAAUGAAUGAUCCCUCCAGGAAUGUCUUGUUUCAUUGGUACUCCGAAAUUUGUGGGUAAUUGUUGAACUGCGAAUUGCUAAAAAAAAAAAAAAAAAAGAAAAAAAAGAAAAAAGAAACCUAUCUCCCUUAAGACUUUAAAAGUUAAGACUUACCAUUCACAUAAUCACAAGCUGACAGCAAUCUGCAGGUUGAGUGAUUCUGUUUUUUUCUCCCUUCUAAAAGCAGGUGGGUUGAUAUAAUGCCAGCCUUAAAUAGAAGCUUUAUUUAUAGCCUUAGCAGAAUGAGCAGAGAGCUGGCAUAAUCAAGAGGGUACUGCAUAUUUUAAGGAAGGCAUUACCUUUAAUAUGCAAAAUAGCCAUUAGGAGACAACAAAAAUGCAAAUUUAAAUUCUACUAAAUUGGUUAACUGUAUUAAUUCAAAUGAAGUUUGAAAGAUAACUUUCCAUAGUAAAAUUAGGUCAGAGUAAAAAUCCAAGUUUUCUGUUCCAAGUGGGGGGAAAAGAAGAAAUAUACUUUCCAUGUAACUUUUCUUCAUUUUUUGUUGCACAUCUCCUAUUCUAAAUUGCUUUAGUAUCUUUAGUGUCCAGUACAAUAUGAUAUUAUCUACAAUACCACUUAAUUAUAGAGACUCAUUAGAUUGAUAAUUGUAAAAUGAAAUUCUCCCAAAAUAAUUUUAAUUAAAAAUUUCUUCCAAUCUUUAUGACAAUGUAUGUCCAGAAACAAAUUGAUCUAUAUACAUAUACAUCUAUGUGAUAAUCAGAUAGAAUUAUCUGGGAGAUUUGGGAGAAAAAAUUUUCCUCCUCAGAUAUAAAAUCAGAUGUACCACACAUAAGUUCCUUUAUAAAAAGGGAAUUAUCCUCUUCUUUUUUUCACUUAAUGUGGAAUGCUCCAAAUUAUAAUUUUAAAACUAUUGUUUAUAUAUACAUAUAUAAAUAUGUGGGGAGGGUGGUUUGAUUUUUUUAUGUGGUUAAAUGUAACUGUUUUAAAAGUUGAUAAGCUUGAGCAGGAGGUUUGGGGGGGGAUGUGUGUCUGUGUUCUUUAAUGUCUUUUAUCAAAAUAGUCUGGGAAUAUUCCAUAAUUGGAAACAACUAACAAACAACCAACAAAAUUUUUAACUGCCUGAUUACUUGUUUUUAUUUUCAAAAAAUUAGUACUAAUGACAAAAGCAUAAAUUUAUACUUGUGUCUCAUUUACUAUUAUUUUUUUGUUAUUGGGCAUGUUUUUGAAAACAAGUUAACUUAUUUUAUUAACAUGUAAAAUAAGUUAAGAAAACAUGUGUUCCUUAUUGAUGUGAAGGGCUUAAGCAUCAGACAUCUCCAUGAAAUACAUUGGGGUAUAAUUAAAUAACAUAUGGUAAAAGACAAUUGAAGUCAUGUAUUAGAAGAUAUUCUUACUGGAAGAGGUAGGUUGUAUGAGUCCAGGAAUAUCACAUUGCUUAAUUUGCUUUAGUACUGUUAUUAGAUCAAACAUAAUCAACAAAUAAUUUCCAUUCAAAGAAAAGUCGGUGAAAUCUGAUUCUGACGCCAGGGUGAGUAGAGACCACUUGGAGGGUUCAGAAACCAAGUUCACUGGAUCCUCUUACACAAAAAUGACCAAGCAACCAUAAUGAGCUGUGGAUUCCAAAUGCAGGUAAUGUUAAGCACAUUACAAUGAUACUCUAGUGAAGAUAACUUUUACAUCACUUGCAAAAUGAUCUCAAAUUCAUUUGAAUUAGUCACAGAAGCAAGUAUUGGAUAUGCCUUCCAGUGAAGAGGGGGUAAGUGGAGGAGAAAGGAGAAAGUUGACAGGAAUUGUACCUGAAAACCAUAUUGAUAGAUGAUGAGUACUUGAGAUUUACUUUCUGGAGGCAGCAAAGACUCAAAAUUAUGAGAUGUUAGCAAGAAAUUUACAAAAGACCCAUUUACUAUCCUUGACUUCUGAAACUUUUGAAACUUUCUAUCAGAGAGUAAUUUCCUUCUCCUUGAAGACUGGGGGAAUGCCAACUCUGACACUGAAUUUUUUUCAUUGAGUAUUUCUCAAAGAAAUAAACUAGAUCUCUGAACUGAAUUUUCAUGGAGUAUUACUUAACUAGAAUGACUGAAACAAAAAUUUUCAAAAUUUUUAAAACAAAAAUUUUAUAGUUUAAAAACUAUAUUGUUUUUACUAUGGUGGGAAAAUAUCUCUGCCAAAUAAUAUGUCACAAGUUAGGUAGUCAAAUAAGUUCACUAAUCAGGGAUAAAAUGGAAUCAAUAGCUCAAAACUUGCUCUUAAACAAGUUCUUAACCAGUGGAAAGAAGAUAAUACAAUGGAGUGAAAUUUUCAUGAAAAAGCUAAACAAACUUUUACUUCAUGAGCCUCGCUUCUGGUUCUGUACUUAUAAAGUCAUUCUGGACAUGCAAUGAUUCAUAAAUUUAGAAAUCCAUCAUAGUUUUGGAUAUCAAAUGUACAGGCAUUGAGGGGUUGUUGGUUUUUAUCCCCAUUUCCCUUGGGCACACUGCUCAAUCUAUCUGACUCUUAAUGUUUUUCUAUCAUUUAAUAUAGUUGAAAUAAAGUUAUGAGUUCUGCUACUCCCUUUAAGGCAGAUAAGUUUAUUAUAGAACCCAAUUUUCUUUUCCUAAUUACCUCAUUGACAGAGAUAAGACAUGGGAUGUGAUGAUUAUUGUGGAAUAAGACCAAAUUAGGGAAGAAAUUGAAAAAACCUUAAUGGAAUUCUGGAAAGGAAAUUAACCUAAGAAUUCUGUCACUGGUAGAAAUUUUGAAAACACUGGCUUCUAGGGCUUGCAACUCUAGUGCCUUAUCUUAUCUCAUAAGUAAAUGCAAAAAUGAUGACCCUCAAUCAAAAAACUUAGAUUGAGAGGAAAAAUUCCUUGUUAGAGCUAUACCUUGUUCCAUUCUACAGUACUAUUAACUGUUUAAAUCAAUGUUGAGAAAUGUCAAUAAAUUUAUCUAUACAGUACAUGUUUUUAAACUAGUUCAUGUAUUUUAAUAUUAUACUUAUAGAUAUAAUAAUAUAAUGCAUUAUUAUAUCUAUAAAUAACAACCACCUGGAUAAAGAUAAAGGAAAGAAAAGGCAGAUGGAAAAUAUAUGAAAUAAAAAUUCUUAGUAGUCUGCUCAAGUUGCAUAUGUAAAACUAAGACCAGAACUCAGUCACUAAGGACUUAGGGUCUGAAAGGUAAAACCUAGAAGAUAAACUACAAAAACCAGCACACACCUCUGUCUUUGCAUGGAAGACUCAAGCAUAUGUGAUUGCAAAGGAUUUAUAUUGGCUAAAUUGAAUGAUUCUGCUUAUUGUUAUAUUGGAGAUAAGUCUACUUACCAGAUACUGCUCAAAAAUAGAAAUAAUAUCAAAUAACAUUUACACAAAAUUUUCUAACUGCAGCAUCACUAAUCAUACACUUUGAAGGAUAGAAAAUCAAACAUGCAAGAGCCAUAGCAUAGUUCUAACUUGCUCAGUUUGAUCUAUUCCUUUAGCCACGGGCUAUUAGCUGAAUGUACAAAAGACUAAUAGGUUAUUUCUAUUACAUACAUUCAGGGCUCUCAUGAAAUUUAAACACAUAUUUAAACACACACACACACAAGCACAUGUGCGCAAGCGCAUGUACACACACACACAUCCAUAACAUUACUUCCAUUUUUUUUUCACCCCCGCUGUUUAUCAGUUCAAAUGUCCUAUUGAGAAUCAAUUUCACUUAUCAUGGAAAAACGUAAAAAUGCAAAGAUAUUUCAAGUCAGAUGCACCAUCUAGAAUUAUAUAAGCUCUUUUAUUUCAGCAAUACCUGGAGUAUUUUCUUGUCUCUACUUCCAGUGGUCUCAAGAGCCUUCUAUGGCCCUGCUAUAAGAAAUUUGCUGAUGUUGAUGUAGAGGUGGUUUCUACACUCAGCAGCAGUUUUCUUUCCUUAGUCUUCUAAAGUGAAAAAAAUUGAUAAAAAUGGAAAGUACCUGACUUGUGAGCCAAGAGAAGAGUACUUUGUGUUAGUUCGAGGUGUUUUCAGAAUAGAUUUGAUAAGAACUGGAAAAUACAACUUUUUCAAAUGAUAAAAUGGGCAUACACAAUCAUACUGAAGGAAAGUGGAUGGUAUUGAUGGAUGAUGAUCAAAUAUAUGUGACACUGCCUCUAAUAAUUUUCUUCAUGGUUUGAAUUCCAAGUAUUAAAUACACAUAAAAAUUAUUCUAAAUGUCUGUGUCUUUUUAAAUGCUUUCAGUACUAUUUCAAAUACAUACAGAAAAUUUAGAAGUAUACUUAGUCUUCAUUCUUAAUUAGAAGCUAGAUCUAAAUUUCUCCACAUUUUUUUAAGAAACAGAAAAUUAAUGUUUUCAGUCAUCAGUCUCCUUUGAUUCAUUCACCCAUCUAAUCAUGUGAAAUCUAUCAUCAUAGUAAGCUAACAGGACUUCAGCAAGUACAUUAUUGAACUGUGUACAAUGUACAUUAUUAAUCCUGCAUUUCUCCAAAUCAACUUCUUUGGCUUCCAUACUGAUCACAACCACCGUCUCAUUCUAUCAUCCAAAUCAUGUGGCUUAGAGAUGGGCCUCAAUGUCCAACUGACCAGGCACUAACUGGCUCACAGGACCUGCUUUAAUGAUUCACUCUCAGGGAGUCAGAAUAAAUAAGUACUGAAAAGACAGAAGAUCUGGAGUAAGAGCCCUUGGGACUCGUCUCUGCAUUCAUGAUUCUUUAUGGGCAAGCUAUUUAAUAUCUCUGCAUCCCUAUCUCUCAGAACAACCAUAACACUACCUACCUCUCAAGGGUGCUGUGAGGCUUACUGUGAAAACAUAAGGGAAUGGUAUGUAGAAUUGGGGGCUAUUACAAAGGUGCUACAAAGGAUUUAGAGUCACUCAAUAAAGUCAGUGAAGAUGAAAACUACUUCCCCUAUAAGUCCCAGGCCUGCCAGGAUAGGUCUACUCCCUUUACAAAAAGAAUCUAAAAUGGCAUUGACCGUCGUUAGCUUCAAUAUGACCUCUGUGUGAAUUUGAUCAGGCCCCCUCUCUCUGAGAGAGAAAUGAUUUGGAAAAAUUAUUCAUCUUAACAAAGGAUAAUAAAUUGAUUCACUUCCAGGUGUUGGGGGUCAGGGAAAGUGAUUUCAAUAUGAAACAAAAGUAUAAAUUGAUAUCUUCAAGGGGAUGCAUUUUAUUGGAGAAAUUUAUUGCCUAGGGUUUUCUGUUGUUUUUAGUCUGACUCCCCAGAUUUCUGUGCCAUUGUUUUCACACACAUCUUCUUCUCUCUUUUACUGGAAGGGAAGUGAUAACCCUCCUCAUUUCACGAUGAUUCUUUUCAUACAGAAUGUUUUGCUCAAAGGACAAGCUCUUUCAACAACUAUUGUAAUUAUUUCUUAGAGGGCCGUUUUUAAUUGCCAUAUUGUUUAGCUAAGCCCUAUUGUCUUGUUGUCCUUCAAAAUUGUCAGUUGCUUUAAAUUCAGGGGGGAGGGGGGAGAGCUGAUAAGCACAUUGUUGUAACUAAUUUGUAUGUCUAAAUUGUCUUAUCAGAAAACAAGGUUAUGAAUUUCAUCUGUUGAGACACAAAAAUAAAAUACUUUCCUA
Molecule: messenger RNA, 14048 nt
Organism: Sorex araneus (European shrew)
Lineage: Eukaryota; Metazoa; Chordata; Mammalia; Eulipotyphla; Soricidae
Gene: LINGO2
Product: leucine rich repeat and Ig domain containing 2
Exons: 10
Coding region: 906-2726 (606 amino acids)
Cellular component (GO): plasma membrane
Molecular function (GO): protein binding
Source: RefSeq, a predicted model, not a curated record